GACGUUUGUAAAUGAAUCAUUUUGAUUGGGCGAGAGCGCGCCUUGGAAACAAGGGCCGUGUGUUGAUGCGCACGGCAGAACGUCCAUUUCGAGGAUGAAUCAGAGGGGAGCAGCAGCAGCAUCCCCAUCGCGUUAUGAUCCACAGCAUCACCGCUGACUGUCUAACGUGCACGCCCUGCGAAUAAGGAAAAUAAGGAAAUCUGCGCACGCGGUCUUCAAUUUUCCUUUCUGGAGGCUCCAUCUUUAUGUGAACGUGGCACGGAACCAUCUCGAUCCGGGAGGGGGAUGGUGGUGAACUUCAAAUGGAAAAAGAUGCUGGCAUUUCCACCACGCUCUUCCUCUUUUUGUUUUUAAAACGACAACUUAAUGGAUUCGUCUGAACGCUGUAUUCGGGAUGGGAGGCGGUGUCGGGAUACGUCGAUGAGAAAAUGCACAAGGAAAUGACGAUCAAGUAACUGCGAUGCCUCCGAUGAACAAUAAACGAAACUAUACGAUUGCAGUUCAAUGAUGAUGAUGAUGGUGUUGUUAUGCUGAAGGAUCCUGGACUGUGCACGGAUGCUGAUGGUGGUGUUUUUGUGAAAUGCUCGUUCGCAUCCUCCUCUCCCCUCAUCCGUGUAUCCAGGCUGUGGAUUGUCAGAAGGCUUUAAAAAUCAUCUUCGGACCUGGAACAAUGUAUGGAUGUCCAUUUAUUGUAAUACCAAUGUUAUUGUUAUGCCAUGCGAUGAAUGUAACAGCAUCUAUUGUCGGUCGUGUUAUUUGGGCGUUCAGUCGGCCCUAACAGGCACACAUACAUGCCAUCAGACGAAAAAUAACAAGCCAGCACGGUGUCCAGAGAUUUUCUGACCAAUUACCUUUGCUUUGGACACUUUGCUCUGAGACUUCAGGGUAGCAACCGGGUACUAUUCUCCUGAAUUGUAUAAAAAAAUAACAGGCCUGUACGACGGCUGGCCACAACAACAAUAACACGUCAAUUAAUAAAUAAAUAAAUUACGAUUUAAUCAUUUCUAGUAAACAAUUUGACAAUUUCUCCCACACAACAUACACAUGUAGCCAAACAUGUUUAAGAACCGGAUCCGCAUGUUUUUUAACGAACUGAAGGUGCUGGUUUUCAUGCGAUCCGGUUCUAGACGGCCCGACACUGUCGCAGACCCGAACAGAUCCAACGCUAUGAGGGGGCUCGGGAUGGGCGGCUGCGGAUGGCCGCCCUUCGUCGACUGCUCCAGCCGUGACGAUGAGGAGGAAUACUACGGCAGCGACCCGAGACCCAGGAGCCUGGCGUUUGAAGAGAAAGACCCGAAACUGCAGGCGGGCCUGGACGCGGUCAGUCUCACCAGCAGCACGGCCAGCGGCAUGAGAUCACCCCAGUGCCGAAUCUGCUUCCAGGGCCCCGAACAGGGGGAGUUGUUGAGUCCAUGCCGCUGUGACGGCUCUGUACGCUGUACUCAUCAGCCCUGUCUGAUUCGCUGGAUCAGUGAGAGAGGUUCAUGGAGCUGUGAGCUCUGCUACUUCAAGUACCAGGUUCUGGCCAUCAGCACAAAGAACCCACUGCAGUGGCAGGCCAUUUCUCUGACGGUCAUCGAGAAGGUGCAGAUCGCCGCCAUUAUACUGGGCUCACUCUUCCUCAUCGCCAGCAUCUCGUGGCUGGUGUGGUCUUCUCUCAGCCCUUCCGCCAAAUGGCAACGCCAGGACUUACUCUUCCAGAUCUGCUACGGCAUGUACGGCUUCAUGGACAUUGUGUGCAUAGGCCUUAUAAUCCACGAGGGCUCAUCAGUGUAUAGAAUCUUCAAGCGAUGGCAAGCUGUUAAUCAGCAAUGGAAAGUAUUGAACUAUGAAAAGUCGAAGGACUUAGGAGACCCACUGAGCUCCAGCGGUAAGGCAGGAGCCCGCGGUUCACGCAGUAACCCGCACGGCCUGACCAGCGGCAGCAGAGGAGGUCAACGAGUGCGCAGGUUAAGAACUAUCCUCAACCAUCACUGCGGCUACACCAUACUCCACAUCCUCAGUCAGCUGAGGCCCAGUGACCCGCGCCUCGGCACCGCCACCAACCGCGAGGUGGUGAUGCGGGUCACGACUGUAUGAGAUCGAAUGAGGGUGACUUGAGGAUAUCAAAGAAGCGCCUUACCCUCAAAAACAGCGAGUUGCUGAACAAUGUCGGGAGUUGUGGACGAUUACGAUUUUCACGGAUAUAACGCCUCGCGCCUACUUUUUCAACGGACAUGCGUAAAGAAGCGCAAAUUACGUAAAACGUCACCAUGACGUGGUUCGUUUCUGACACGAGUGACACUCUCACGAUCAAACACACACACACACACUCUUGCAUUUUUAGUUCGACUUCCUCGCCGGUUUUUUAUGAAUACGGUUUUUAAACGGUUUUUGAUUUUCUAAGGGAAGGUGGAACAUGAAGUGACAUCGACGUGUGACUCUUAUGGACCCAAUGUUGUAAAUGAUGUGGAAAGCCAACCAUAACCAAACGAUCACAACCGCUCAAUAACAGGUAAACGAGAUGAUAAAUGUUACAUAAUAAAAUAUUAUCAAGGGGGAGGGUGCAAUAAGACCUAAUAAGAUUAUACGCAGAGAUGUUAAAAAUACAUUAACAUUUUAAAGAAUUUGAUCUUACCUGCAAUAAAGAGAAACCUGUACAUUUUACAGUGAACUUUGCAUGAGGGUAGAGUUUUAUGCCUCUUCCGACACAUGGACAUGAUGAAUUUUGUUUUAUUCAGAAUGGUGCUCGUUUGAAUAAACACUACUAUUCA
This is a messenger RNA of Paramisgurnus dabryanus, 2753 nucleotides long. It is a transcript of the gene marchf9, whose product is annotated as membrane-associated ring finger (C3HC4) 9. Gene Ontology annotation, biological process: protein ubiquitination. The record is from RefSeq and is a predicted model, not a curated record. NCBI's taxonomy places the organism in Eukaryota, Metazoa, Chordata, Actinopteri, Cypriniformes, Cobitidae. Gene Ontology annotation, molecular function: zinc ion binding; ubiquitin-protein transferase activity.